UAUAAAAUAUAAUUCAUGUAUCUCUAUGUGAUCUGAUUUCAUGUUUAUGUUUGCUAUGUAUAUUUACUUCACAGUUGUUUACCUCAUAUAUUCAUGUUACGAGCAUGGUAUGUUCACCAUACUUCUAAAUACUCAAAGCAUCUAUGAGGUGAAAAGAUUGUUGUAAAGGUGAACACAAGUACUGAGCGUUAUAUUACCACGUCCAGGCUGUAUGUAUUGGAAACACAUCACUGAAAAUCUAUUGUUUGUACGGAUUACAAGAAGGAAAAAUUGAUGUGAGGGUACAAGCUUUAAUUUAAUGAGCUAUUCAUUGGAUGCAAAGUACUGAGAUGCACCUUUAACUUACGUGUGAAAGAUAUUCCUUCCCCAGACUACUAAACUGGACAUUUCUAUGCUAGUUAUGAAAUUUAGAGAAAAGAGGUAUCAAGUUUUGCUAAUGAUUUAGCUAAUCCCCUCCCAGCCAAACCCGAUCUAAAAUUUAAAAAUGGUGGAGCUAACAUGAAGUUUGUGCCAUCAUAUUGAUGGCUCUGCUUUUAUGGUAUAUCCCUUUUUCUAAUAUUUCUCUGUCUUGACUAUUUAUAUUACAAGCUCUUGGGGAGAGUUUAGGCUUCAGUGUUUGUACAAUGCCUAUCCAAUAGGUGCUGCUCUUGUUUGGUCCCAGUUCAAGCCAUCAGCAACAUAAUAACGAUUAUUAGGAUACAUUCAACUGUAUUACAAAUGAGUUUACAUAGUUUUAAAAAGGGAUUUCUCACAAUAUAGAGCAUAUACCCAUAGGCGCUCUUGCUCCUCGCAUUCUGAUCUGAAUCCCGGAAAAACCCGUCCCCACCCGGCGCUGUCUGUCCUGUAACCUGCACAGGUAAAGAGUAGCGGGAAGGGGCGGGGCUGGGACUCUUCCAUUCCCCGCUCGGAGCAUCGAGCCCCCCGUCACCUUCCCAGCCCAGACCCCGCCCCCGCCCCGCCAUUGGCCGCGGCUCUGGGUAAAUACGGCCGCGCUCUGACAGCUGCCAGCAGUGAGCCUGUUGUCCCCCCCUCCACCCCCCCCCGAGACCCUGCUUCAAUCAGCGGCGUCCCGCGCCCAGCCCCGCGCGCCCAGCCUGCCAGGGGAGCUGUCCCUGCUGCCCCAGCCGAGCGAGGGGGAGAGGGGGCUGCUCGGAGCAGACGGUCCUUUUCCUCCCAGCUGUUGCCCGGGGAGGGGUCGGAGGCGGGUCCGGUUCAGCCCGGCUCCUCCCGGUGGCUCCGGCUGCCCCGAGAUGAGCAGCCCCGAUGCGGGCUACGCCAGCAGCGACGACCAGACGCAGGCAAGGUGCUCGCUCCCCAUCAUGAUGCCGGCCCUGGGCCCCUGCCAGUGGGCAGAGUCCCUGAGCCCCCUGGCAGACGCCAAGGUGAAGAGUGAGGCGGCCCCGGCGGGGGCUGCGAGCAGCCGGGCCAAAAGCGAGUCCCGCAUCCGCCGGCCCAUGAACGCCUUCAUGGUGUGGGCCAAGGACGAGCGCAAGCGGCUGGCGCAGCAGAACCCGGACCUGCACAACGCGGAGCUCAGCAAGAUGCUGGGUGAGUGUCCGCUCGUGAGCCGGGCCGGGGGGGCUUUCUCCUCCCACCUGCCUCGGCCCGGCCCGGAGCUGGGAAGUGGGGGAGGCUCCCGCACUCUGCGAGCGGCGUGCAGGGAAAGUUACCGAGUGAUGCUGGUACCUGCCCCGCGAGCGAGGCGGCUGCGGGGCCCGGACUGGACCCGGGGCUGGUGCGCUGGGGCGGAGGGUAUGGCAGGAGUUGCCAAUGGCUCUCGCCCAGGGACUGGGUUAGCGAGGGGAGCUCGAGGCGGCGGGUGGGGGAAUGGAGGCUGCCGGAUGGGGGGCGCCCGGGGUGGCGCCGCGCUCCGCAGGCACCUGCCCCGCGCCGAGCCGCUGGGGCAGCUCAGCUCCCUGCAGAGCCUGCUGGGCUGCCAGGGCCCCCUGCACGCCUACUACGGGCAGCUGUGCCCGCCCGCCGGCCCGGCCCGAGCUCUCCAGCUCCCGCCGCAGCCCUGCCAGCCCUCGCCGCCGCCCGAGGCGCAGCAGUGCAGGGAGCCGCUGGAGCACCUGUCGCAGGACGAACUGCUGGGCGACGUGGAUCGCACCGAAUUCGAGCAGUACCUGCACUUCGCCUGCAAGCCCGAGCUAGGGCUCCACUUCCCGGGCCACGAAGCCGGCCUGCCCGCGCCAGACGCCCACGGGCCCAUCUCCUCCGUGGUUUCGGAUGCAAGUACUGCUGUGUAUUACUGCACUUACCCAGACGCCUGAGAGACACGGUCACUCCCAGCGCUCUCGCUGUGUGAAGUAGCUGGGAGUGUGUGGCGGACUCCCUGGUGAUGGGAGCCUUGUACAGAAGGGUGUGUGCUUUGCUCCUAUUUAUGUAAUUUAUUGGAAUCUUGAGAACUGACAGGUGACAGAGACCCACUCAAGGGUUGAAAGACAGCUCUCCAUCUGAUCCCCAAGUGGUGCAAUUCUAGUGUUUCACCCUGAACUGAAAAUUAAAACUAUUUAAACUUCAGAUAGCUGCACAGUUGGACUGUAACUUAUCAGCUCCUGGAAGAGUUCACGAUGCUGUUUAAAAUGUUGUGACUGUUCAAAUUUAUACAUAUGGAAUUUGGGUUUUGUACAGACUAAUUUUGCACUUUUACAAAUAAAGGGAAAAAUAAUAAAAUUUUUCAUUUUUAUGUCCCCUUACAUCUACAAUU
This is a messenger RNA of Chrysemys picta bellii (western painted turtle), 2710 nucleotides long. Lineage: Eukaryota; Metazoa; Chordata; Testudines; Emydidae. The record is from RefSeq and is a predicted model, not a curated record.